AUGUUGGACGUGCUCUAUAGAGCCACCAAGUACAUGAACGCGGAAGAUUCAUUGCUGGCCCGCAAAGAGAAGCCUAGAAAGAGGGAAAGGCAGGAGGACACACGACAGGAUAGGGGGCGAAAGAUGGCUAGAACCGGAGAUCAACGAGAUGAAAGGCGCUCUAGACCCUUCACUAGGAAGUUCACGAGCUUCACCCCAUUAACCGCCCUGAUAGAUCAAGUCUUAAUACAUAUAAAAAAUGAAGGAGCACUAACGUUCCCUGGUAAGCUAAAGGGAGAUCCCAACAAGAGGCCAAGGGACAAGUAUUGCCGCUUCCACCGUGACCACGGGCAUGACACAGCCAACUGCUACGAUUUGAAACAGCAGAUUGAGGCUUUUAUUAGACAAGGAAAGUUACAAAGGUUCGUCAACAAGGAAAGAACCGAUCCGCCCCAGGGGAAAGCCCCACAGCGGGAGAACAAGUGCCCUAGACCACUUAUAGGGGAUAUAAGAAUGAUCGUAGGGGGCACAACCGCUGCUGGAUCUUCCAAAAAAACCCGCAAAACCUACCUUAGAAUGGUCGAUAGUGUCCAACUUACAGGAUCCGUACCUAAGAUGCCACGAAUGGAUAACCCCAUCAUCGGAUUUUCAGAAGAUGAUGCUCGAAGACUUCACCAUCCGCAUGACAACGCACUUGUGGUCAGCUUGCAAAUAAGAGAUUAUAACAUGCAUCAGGUCCUUGUCAACAACGGCAGCUCAACGGAUAUCCUAUACUACCUAGCAUUCCAGCAAAUGAGGAUUGACAGGGAACGGUUAACCCCAACGAAUGCCCCACUCGUGGGAUUUGGAGGACCGAAGGUGUUCCCUUUGGGCGCAAUCACACUAUUUGUGACGGUAGGUGACUAUCCUCAGCAGAUCACUAGGGAGGUAAUGUUUCUCGUAGUCGACUGCUCGUCCGCCUACAAUGCCAUUCUCGGAUGGCCUACUCUCAAUUCCUGGAAGGCGGUGACUUCAACAUACCACUUGAUGAUUAAAUUCUCGACGGAUUACGGGGUAGGAGAACUGCGAGGAAAUCAAGUGGCAGUGCGGGAAUGCUAUAUUGCCAUGUUAGAAAUGGAGGAUCAACAGCAAACGAUGUGUAUUGGAGAACAACGAGCACUACCAGAGCCAGUGGAGGAACUGGAAAAGGUGAACCUUGAUAACUCACGGCCGAAACGGACGACUAGGAUUGGCACACUAGCUAGUUGGCCGGUACGCCAAGCACUCAUGACUUUCCUCAGAGAUAACCAAGAUGUGUUCGCCUGGAGUCAUGAAGACAUGCCAAGAAUUGACCCAUCGGUCAUAGUUCACAAGUUAAAUGUAUCACCCUCAUUCCCUCCAAUCCGGCAAAAGAAACGAGUGUUCGCCCAGGAGCAGGACAAGGCCAUAAUGGAGGAAGUUUGA
This is a messenger RNA of Quercus robur (English oak), 1422 nucleotides long. RefSeq lists its product as uncharacterized. The record is from RefSeq and is a predicted model, not a curated record. The transcript has a single exon. The coding region runs from base 1 to 1422 and encodes 473 amino acids. Lineage: Eukaryota; Viridiplantae; Streptophyta; Magnoliopsida; Fagales; Fagaceae.